Messenger RNA from Saprolegnia diclina VS20, 678 nucleotides. RefSeq names its product RIO kinase 1. Gene Ontology annotation, molecular function: ATP binding; protein serine/threonine kinase activity. The coding region runs from base 1 to 678 and encodes 225 amino acids. The record is from RefSeq and is a predicted model, not a curated record. The transcript is spliced from 4 exons. NCBI's taxonomy places the organism in Eukaryota, Oomycota, Saprolegniomycetes, Saprolegniales, Saprolegniaceae.
AUGCUCAACCAAGGCGUCGUGACCGAGAUCAACGGCUGUCUCUCGACGGGCAAGGAGGCUAAUGUGUACCACGCACGCCUCGGCGCCGGCGGCGAAGGCGCGAUCAAGGUCUACAAGACGGUCAUCCUCGUCUUCAGGCGACAAUCGACUCCGCGCAAGAUGGUCAAACUUUGGGCGGAGAAGGAGAUGCGCGACUUGAAGCGCCUCACGGACGCCGGUAUCCACUGCCCGGACCCGAUCCUGCUACGGUUGAACGUGCUCCUCAUGACGUUCAUUGGACGACUCUCCGAGUCGCAGCUCUUUGAGUUUGUGACAAGCCCCCGACAGUUCAACGACGAGCAGGUCGAUGCGAUGCUCGAUAUGAUCCAAGUCCAGGUCGAGGACCGCCCGACGACCAAGACGAAUGAGCAGCAGGUCGAGGAAGCCGUCUUUAUGCAGAAGUUUAUCUCGUCGUCGCUCGCCCAAGUGCUCAACUCGGAGCGCGAUCAGCUCGCGUACGCCGAAGACCGCAUGUUAGGCAACAUUAUUGCCGUCGUCAAGGUCGUGCGCGACAUCUGCUCUUCGACAAGUGGCGCCUGCUUACCCAGCGGGUCAAGGCGUUCAACCGACGACGGCCGGCGCCUUUUCCAGCAAGCUCGUAACCAUCCGCAAUCACAUCAAGGAGCAUGCGGCGAAUAA